AUGUAUCGGAUCAGUUCGCAUCCCGCUUGUUCUGUUAUCUCUAUCCUCCCAGGGCGACUGGAUGAGGAGAGUUAUACAGCCUCCAAACGACACUCUGAUCUAUCUAUCUAUCUAUCUAUCUAUCUAUCUAUCUCUCUAUAUAUAUAUACGAAAAGCAGCUAUCUAUCUAUCUAUCUAUCUAUCUAUCUAUCUAUCUAUCUAUCUAUCUAUCUAUCUAUCUAUCUAUCUAUCUAUAUAUAUAUAUAUAUAUAUAGAGAGAGAGAGAGAGAGAGAUCUAUCUAUCUAUCUAUCUAUCUAUCUAUCUAUCUAUCUAUUAGAUAUAUAAUUACCUAUAUCUAUCUAUCUAUCUAUCUAUCUAUCUCUACCAUCCUUACAGCAGAAUCCGAUAUCCAAGCAAUUCUAUUCAUAGAACUUACAGUCGAAAUACACAUCCAGACAAGCAUUAAGCUACUAAUUUUCUAUCUAUCUAUCUCCGUUUGUCCAUAUCUAUCUAUCUAUCUAUCUAUCUAUCUAUCUAUCUCAGUUUGUUCACUACUAUCUAUCUAUCUAUCUAUCUAUCUAUCUAUCUAUCUAUCUAUCUCCGUCUGUUCAUAUCUAUCUAUCUAUCUAUCUAUCUAUCUAUCUAUCUAUCUAUCUAUCUAUCUAUCUCCGUCUGUUCAUAUCUAUAUAUCUAUAUAUCUAUCUACAAAUUUUCCCAGUAGAGAUAUUAAUGAAUCAUUCAGAUUUUAUACUUACAAAGAAGAACAUUUCGCUCCAAAUUUGAAAAUUAGGAAGUUACUGUAA
Molecule: messenger RNA, 783 nt
Organism: Acanthosepion pharaonis
Lineage: Eukaryota; Metazoa; Mollusca; Cephalopoda; Sepiida; Sepiidae
Source: the annotation of a GenBank genome assembly